Podospora pseudocomata is the source of this 3059-nucleotide messenger RNA. RefSeq lists its product as uncharacterized. Gene Ontology annotation, molecular function: medium-chain fatty acid-CoA ligase activity. The record is from RefSeq and is a predicted model, not a curated record. Bases 1195 to 2931 code for a protein of 578 amino acids. Gene Ontology annotation, biological process: fatty acid metabolic process. The transcript has 2 exons. NCBI's taxonomy places the organism in Eukaryota, Fungi, Ascomycota, Sordariomycetes, Sordariales, Podosporaceae.
GAAACGAUGGCCAAUGGGUGGUUGCACAGAAGCCAUGGCGUGCUGGGGAACGGAUCUGAUAACUUUGUUCGGACGCCAGAAAGCGGAUCAGAUAAUUUUUGUCUGCAGACCCCUGUCAGACCUCCACCCUUGGCCAACCGACCUCGGAGGGAGGGGACACAGAACAGAAGACUUGAGAAAUUCCGAGGACGUUGUGUGACUUUGAUGGCAUCAUUCUGCAGGCCAUGGCAACUGGCAAGUCUCUCCUCGUUGUAAAGAACCAUGUCACAAGAAUAAAAGAGUGAGGCACGAACUCAGCUGUAGAAAGGUCUUCUCUUCCGAGACAGAGACGAAAAAAACGUGAAAACCCACGACACAAAGACUUGGCAUGAUUAAUCUUAUCAGAUCGUUUUGAUGCCGGCUGUUCUGAGGCAUUUUACAGGGGUUGCAGUGGACAGUGCGGGUCUGAAAAUCAUACCAUUGCCCCCUGCUCAGUUGCAGCCUUCGACUUUAUCAGAUGGAGCUAGCACCAAACUGUCCAUCUCGUCCUUUCCGCUCUUCACGGCAAACCUCUGCGGGCCAAGUUUCUCGGAGCAAGAGAGAAAAAUCUGCCAUGCACCCCACCUUCUCUGUGUUCCAGCCGAGGAUCUUCACUUCUUCUCCUACCGACUGACCGCAUCCGAUGGAGAAACGAAGCACUGGAGAUGCUGUUCACGCAGUCCAGGUCUGACUCGACAGGCCCAAGGUCAGGAGACAGCAGCAUCACAACAGGAUCGGUGGAAGGGGAGCUUGUGUGAAUCACAUCUUAUCAAUCUAAUCAGUGGCUGGCUGGACAUGCCGACAUGAGGACGCGUCACAUUCACGAUUGGCCACCGGUUGCCAGGAAGCCUGGCCAUGCGGCACAAAUUUGGUCUCCAGCAAAAGGGGGUCCCCCCCUCCUUCUGCUUCAUGGGUGUGUAGGGCCGCAUGCCAUUCCGUCAUAACCCUCCCGUUGCCGGCCCCGGCAUGGCGGUUCUCGACUCUUCUGGGAUGUCUUGUAAUUUGUUGAAGAAGUUGUGAAGCCGUUCUGUCGUUCUGGUAGUACCAGUCUUGCUCUUGUCGACCGGGGCUUUUACAUACGUUAAUAUCGAGCCGAGAAUAAACCCCGAGCUUCUCGCCAUCGCCCUUCCUCCAGACAGCCGGGAAUCACACAGUUCACGCCAGAUUGUUAUCAAAAUGUCUGCCGUACACAAUCCCGUCGAAGAGGCCGUUGUCCUCCCACAACCUCAGAGGCUGUCCCUUCUCAAGGGCCCAACAGAUCCUCCUCUUGUCGACCUCACCCUCGGAGAACUCCUCAACCUUCAGUGCCUGCACCACGGAAACAGAGAGGGAAUUCUGAUUCCAUGGACAGGAGCGAGAUGGACCUACAAUGAGCUCAAUCACUACAGUCGGCUGCUGGCCGCCGCCCUUCUAGUGAUGGGCAUCGGUGUUGGUGACAGAGUCGGCAUCAUGGCUGGCAACUGCGAACAAUAUGCUGCUGUUUUCUUCGCCGCCACCAGGAUAGGAGCCAUUCUCGUCAUCAUGAACAACACUUAUACCCCUACUGAGGCCUUGUACGGUCUCGACUUCUCGGAAUGCAAGGUUUUCUUCACCACCAAGAAGAUUGGCCGUCUCGAUCAAGGCCCACUACUCACACAACUUGCUGCCAGAGCGACUGGCCCCAAGGUUGUGAUCCUUCGCGGUGAUUCCGAGGGUUACCCAACCUACAAGGAGCUUCUCACCCAAGGAGCCAGGGUAGAUCCCGAGCGCCUUCAUCAUGCUGAGAGCAAGGUGCUUCCUCACCUUGUUUGCAACCUCCAGUUCACCAGCGGCACAACCGGUCUUCCCAAAGCUGCAAUGCUCACUCAUCACAACAUUGUCAACAACUCCAGGUUCAUCGGAGACCGCAUGAGACUCACACACAACGACGUUCUCUGCUGCCCGCCUCCUCUGUUCCACUGCUUCGGUCUGGUGCUUGGCCUCAUGGCCGUCAUCACUCACGGUGGAAAGAUCAUCUACCCUGCCGAGGUGUUCGACGCACCUGCUACCCUCCGGACCAUCAUUGAGGAACAGUGCACCGCUGUUCAUGGCGUCCCAGCCAUGUUCGACAGUCUUUUGACUCUUCCCGAAGCCAAGAACCUCAAGGCGGCCGACCUCCGACUCCGCACCGGCAUCGUGGCCGGCGCCCCCGUCCCUCGCUACCUAAUGGAGCUCAUGGUCUCCAAGCUCGGCAUGAAGGAGUUCACAUCCAGCUACGGUCUCACCGAGGCCUCUCCCACUUGCUUCAACGCUUUCACCGACGACCCCAUCGACACCCGUCUCACCACCGUUGGCACUCUGAUGCCUCACGCCCGAGCCAAAAUUGUGGACCGCGACGGUGUGAUUGUGCCCAUCGGCACCCGGGGUGAGCUCUGCAUCGGCGGGUACCAGCUCCAGGCCGGCUACUGGAACAACUCGGAAAAGACCAACGACUGCAUGAUGAAGGACGAGGCCGGCGUCUUGUGGCUGCACACCGGUGACGAGGCCGUCUUUGACGAGCGUGGAUACUGCACCAUUACCGGUCGGUUCAAGGACAUCAUCAUUCGAGGAGGGGAGAACAUCUACCCGCUCGAGAUUGAGGAACGGCUGGUCGUCCACCCGUCCAUCUCCAUGGCUGUGGUUGUCGGGCUGAAGGAUGCACACUAUGGCGAGGUUGUCGGUGCGUUUCUUCAGCUUGACCCUGCUCACACUGCUAGCACGAAGCCCACUGUUGAGGAGGUGCGUGAGUGGUGUAGGCGAAAGCUGGGGAAGCACAAGGCGCCCACUCAUGUGUUUUGGCUGGGCCAUGAUGGGGUUCCUGCUGCGGUGCCAUUGACGGGGAGUGGAAAGGUGAGAAAGUUUGAGAUGGCUCAGUGGGGGAAUAAGUUACUUGAGGGUGCCAAGGCGAAGCUUUGAGGGGUUGGUGUGAGGAAGGUCUAGCUGGGGAGCCGUGAUAGUGGUUGGACAGAAGUUGGCCGGGAAAAGGAAAGACGGAGUUUGCAUAAUUUGGGUGGGAUUGGGCGGGGAAAUUUGCAUUUUCUUUU